UAAACUGUUAGAAUACAUUUUUAACAUUGCUCUUUGCAUGAGUUUGUUUUAUUGAGAUUUUUAGCUCGAGGUUUACUCUAUUGUGAGGUGAGUAGAAACGAUGUGAUACUCUAUUUGACAAUGUAAGACGAUUCCGUUUAUGUUGGAAAUUACAUUUUGUGUAUCUUUCGACGUUUUGAUGCAUGUUUUCAACAAAGGAAUUACUGAAGGCUCAUGUUGCCUCUCCUGCCCAGUGCAGUUAACACCGAUGACUCAACACAAUAUUUAUAUAUCAGAAGUGUCAAAACGGUCAUAACCUGUCGAUUUAUGCCUUAUUUGGUCGUCAUGCACACCUGUAAACCACGCCUAUUACCGGAUCAUCAAUAAAACCAGCAGCACUUCAUCUGAAGUUCACUGACUUUGGACUGAAGAAUACAGUGACUGACAGCUGACUUACAAUGAUUGAUCUCCCAUCUCUGUCUGUGACCUGGACCCUGGUGGUUCUGGUCAUAACGCUCCUGUUUAUUUGGGGUGUUUGGCCACAUAGAUUUUUCAAAAAACUGGGAAUCCCAGGACCAAGGCCUUGGCCUUUCUUGGGCACUCUUCUCUCAUAUGCUAAAGGUUUGUGCAAUUUCGAUAUGGAGUGUGCUAAGAAGUAUGGAAAAGUUUGGGGGAUUUAUGAUGGAAGGCUCCCAAUUUUAAUGGUCACUGACCUGGAAAUGAUCAAAGUGAUUUUGGUGAAAGAAUGUUAUUCUAACUUUAUAAACAGAAGGAAAAGAACUACAGGUCUGGCUGGUCCCUUUGCUGAUGGCAUAAUUAUGGUUCAAGAUGACAGAUGGAAGAGAAUGCGUAGUACACUCUCCCCGUAUUUCACAAGUGGUCGACUGAAGGAGAUAUUUCCCAUAGCUGUGAUACAUGCAGAUCGUUUUAUUGAAAACAUGCAAAAGAAAGACCACGAGCAGCCAGUUAAAGUAAAAGAAGUUGUGGGUCCAUAUAGUAUGGAUGUGGUUACCAGCUCCUCCUUUAGCGUUGACAUCGACUCCAUAAACAAAGCAGAUGAUCCUUUCGUUACCAAUGUCAAGAAGUUCGUCCAGUUUAAUAUGUUCAAUCCUCUCCUGCUGCUACUGCUUUUGUUUCCCUCCCUUGCACUGGUUUUGAAGAAAAUGGGGAUUACUCUUUUCUCAAAGUCGUCUAUGGAAUUUUUCUACAGUGCCUUGAGAAAGAUUAAGGACGACCACAACACGGAAUCAAAGGGUCGGGUAGACUUUCUCCAGCUCAUGCUCCAAAAUCAAAUACCCGGUGAUCAUUUUGGUGACACAGAAGAGCAACCAGCAAAAGGACUGACAGACCACGAGAUUCUCUCCCAGUCCCUGGUUUUCAUUCUCGGAGGUUAUGAGACGACAAGCACCACUCUCACUUUCCUCCUCUAUAAUCUUGCCACUAAUCCAGACUGUCUGGAAAAGCUGGUUGAGGAGAUUGACAAAAACUUCCCUCUUGAAACUCCCAUCACAUAUGAAGCACUGAUGAAAAUGGAUUACUUAGAAAUGGCUAUCAACGAAUCAAUGCGCCUCCUUCCCACUGCACCACGCUUGGAGAGGUCCUCUAAGAAAACUGUGGAGCUCAAUGGGGUGACCAUACCAAAGGACACUCUGAUUGGAAUUCCUGUAUAUGUUUUGUGUCGUGACCCGCAGCUCUGGGACUCUCCAGAGGAGUUCAGACCAGAGAGGUUCAGCCCAGAAUGUAAAUCAGAGAUGAACCAGUACGCUUUCCUGCCUUUUGGACUCGGGCCUCGAAAUUGCAUUGGAAUGAGAUAUGCUGUAAUGAUCAUGAAGAUUCUUGUUGUGAAGCUGCUUCAGAACUUCAGUGUGGAAACAUGUAAAGAGACACAGGUCCCUCUAGAGAUGAAUGUCGCUUUUCAGCCUAAGGUUCCCAUCACACUGAAGUUUAUACCUAGAUCUCACAAGGAAAAACAAUAAUGCAAUUCCAAACAGUUACGUUAUAUAAUAAUGAAUAAUAAGAAAUGUUGCAAUCAUUUUAAUCAUGAAGACUGAAACACAUUAUAAUGUUUACACAAUUAUAAUUCUCUUUUAACAAUUAAAUAUAAUGUUAAUCGUGUUAUGUUCACCUUGUUUUACACUUGACUGAAGUGAGUCAUUGUGUGAUUUAUAAUCCUUAAGACUGAUGAACCUUGAGCUCUUCCUGGUUCAUUCAGUUUGUCAUUUUAAUGCUUAUUGACAUUUAAUAAAUGUAUUUUAAAAGACGCAACAUUGUGCACAUUUAAUUAUAUAGUUAUAUGUUUUAUAAGAUAAAAACAACUAAAUAAUUCAUAUGUACAUUGUACAGUAUAUAAUCAAUGCAAUGUAUAUUCAUGUAGCAAUAAAGCAGAUGUGAAGUUC
Messenger RNA from Labeo rohita (rohu), 2375 nucleotides. Its product is annotated as cytochrome P450 3A40-like. NCBI's taxonomy places the organism in Eukaryota, Metazoa, Chordata, Actinopteri, Cypriniformes, Cyprinidae. Gene Ontology annotation, molecular function: heme binding; steroid hydroxylase activity; iron ion binding. The transcript has 13 exons. Bases 438 to 1955 code for a protein of 505 amino acids. The record is from RefSeq and is a predicted model, not a curated record.